CGUUACUUCCACAGACUCUCUGUCCCCCUGUUGGUUAAUGAAUGGUUAUUCGGAAUUCAGAUUCAUUUCGUCUUCACAAUUGAGUGUUGACAAAUUGCUUACCAGUUUGCACUGACUUCCUAUUUGUGCCUGUUGGAGUACCGAAAAGAAAGGCGUUUCAGAAAAUUAUCAGUUUAAUAACUUAAAAAAAAUUGCGGUUUGUGUCUACAAAAAAAAAUUCUUACCAAGUCAUAGUGACAUAUUGUGCUUCUGUUUUUAAUGUAUAUUUUCGUUUGUGUGUUUCGUAUCAAUAAAAUUGAAUUUUAAAUACCGUACUUGGAAACAUUUUAAGGUUAAUGGCAGAUUCGAACUUAAUGGAUCCAGAAGUGGAUUCAACACAACAAGAGUUUAGUAAUGCUCAAAAUAGCGUGGAUCCAUUUGAAAAUGAAAAUAUGGAUUCCAAUGAUCAAGAUAGUAAUAUGAAUUCUAAUCAUCAGGACAAUAUGAAUUCUGAAGACGUUGAUUCUAUGGAUAACUCUUAUAAUCAAGAAAAUGGACAUCAAUUUAAUGAAAACGAAGGAAGAACAUCUUUUAGAGAUUUUGAUGAUGAAAACGGACAAUUUGGUAGUAAUAAGGAGACUUCAGAUCCAAAGUUUAGAGGUCCAUCCAAUUGGAAUUCUGGUAGAGGGAAUAAUGAUAAUGGAAGAUUUAGAGGGGGAGAUACAGGUGAUUUUAAUAGUCAAAAUGGUAAUUUUAAACCUCAAAGGAGUAGGUGGUCGGAAAAUGCAGAUGAAAAUUGGAAUGGGUCAUCUCAAGAAAAAUCUCCAAGUAUGAUGAAUGGACCCAACAGCCAAGGCGGACCACAGUUUGGAGGACAAGUACCACCAAUAUUUAAUGGACAAGAUCCCAAUGGUCAAAUCGGAGCUCCUCCAGCUAACCAGUUACCUUCAUUAUUACAAAUGCCCCCUGUAGUACCACCAACUGGAGGAAUUCCACCUCAAGGUCCUCCACCAAUAAUGUCUGGAGAAGUUUGGAUUGAAACCAAAUCAGGCGAUGGGAAACCAUAUUAUUAUAAUGCUAGAACACGUGAAACUACAUGGGAUAAACCUUCCGGACCAAAUAUAUCUGUCAUUUCUCAAGAACAAGUUGAAACCCUCGGAAAUCCAAAUGCUGCUCAAGCCACUUUUGGUAGACCUAAUGAAUGUGAACAAACGCCAAAUAAUGCUGAUAUGAAAGUUAUUGAUGAAAAAGCCAUGGGAAAUGAACAAGGAGCAUUUAUACGAACACAACAAAAUGUUAGUGUUCCACCAAUGAGUGGAAUGCCACAAAUGAUGCCUCCAAUGAUGGGCCCACCUCCAGGAAUGAUGCCACCUAACACAAUGAUGCCUCCACCUAAUUUCCCACCCUUUGGUGGACCACCUCCAUUUGGUAUGCCACCUCCAGCGUUUUCUCAGGCCCCUUGGGGUAUGAUGCCUCCAGGAUUUGCACCUCCAUCUAUGAUGAUGCCAGGAAUGGAGCUCAACAAUAAAAUUGAUCCAGUAAUUCUUGCUAAUGCUGCUGAAUGGUCCGAACAUCGUUCACCUGACGGACGAAUGUACUAUUACAGUAUGAAGACAUCAGAGUCUGUCUGGGAAAAACCAGAAGCAUUGAAAAAACUUGAUAUGGCUCGAGAAGUAGCUGCUGCUCAAUUAAGGAAGGAGGCGGAACAAAAAUUAGAACAAAAAACUGAUCCUCUAGUAGAUAUAGGUUUUGCAAAACUUAUGAAUGGUUCUGAUGGGGGAGGUUCAUUUAAAAGAAAAGACGAAGAGAUCCAAGAACCCAAUAAAAAAGCUAAGGCUGAUGAUAAAUCAAAAGUAGCUGAAAAACUCAAAAUUCAAGAUAAAACCAGACCAGUUUCUAGUACACCUGUUGAGGGAACUCCUUGGUGUGUUGUAUGGACUGGAGAUGGGCGUGUAUUUUUCUUUAAACCUUCUACUAGAACAUCAGUUUGGGAGAAGCCUGAUGAUUUAAAAGGAAGAACGGAUGUUGACAAAAUGGUAUCAAACCCUCCAGAAGUUGUCCAAGCCUUAAAAAGUGCCGAAGGACAGUCACCAACUAAAAAACCUAAGAAUGAAAAUGAAAAAAAUACUCAAGAAAAUACAAGCAAUAGUAAAACUGAUGUUGAAAGUAAGGUAAACUUAAUGAAAGAUUCAGCUAUGGAAGCGGAAUUAAGAGCUGCUAGGGAAAGAGCAGUAGUACCUCUGGAAACCCGGAUAACUCAAUUUCGAGAAAUGUUAUCGGAAAAAGAGGUAUCAGCAUUUAGUACAUGGGAAAAAGAGUUGCACAAAAUUGUAUUUGAUCCUAGAUAUUUAUUGUUAACUUCAAAAGAACGGAAACAGGUGUUUGAGAAAUAUGUUAAAGAACGCGCUGAUGAAGAAAGACAAGAAAAACGUAAUAAAAUGAAAAUGCGGCGUGAAGCAUUUAGGCAGUUGAUGGAAGAAGCUAAUCUUACUACUAAAACAUCGUACAAUGAAUUCAGUUCAAAAAAUUCCAAGGAUGAAAGGUAUAAAAAUAUUGAAAAAUCACGAGAAAGAGAAGGAUUAUUUAAUGAAUAUAUGGUAGAAUUAAGAAAACAGGAAAAAGAAGAAAAGACAAUGCGGCGAGAACAGGCUCGAAAGCAGUUUAUAGAGCUAUUAAAGGAACAUAAUGAAAUAGACAGACAUACUCGUUGGCCUGACAUAAAGAAAAAAUUAGACCAUGACAGUAGAUAUAAAGCAGUUGACUCAAGUACUUUACGAGAAGAUUACUUUAUGGAUUAUAUACGAAUUUUGAAGGAUGAAAGAAAAAGAGAAAAAGAACGAGAACAUCGAGACAAAGAUAAACACAGUCACAAACGAGAUAAACGUGAUAAAGAAGAGAAAGAAUCCCGAAAGUCUGAAUCAAAACAAGAAGAAAAAUCUGAUGAAAUUGAUCAGGACGAGACUAAAGAUUCAAAGGACUCCAAAGAAGCUCGAAUUGAAGCCAGUCUGAAAGAGCGUGAAAAAGAAGUGCAACGUACCCUUGCUGUACAUUUAAAACACAGAGAAAACGAACGGGAACAACAUAAACAUGAUGAGGCAGUGGUUCAUUUUAAUGCUCUUUUAGCUGAUCUGGUAAGAAGUAAUGACAUGUCUUGGAAAGAAGCUAAGAGGCAGCUCAGGAAGGACAGUAGGUAUGAAUUAGCUGAUUCGUUAGAUUCUGAAGAAAAGGAGAAAUUGUAUAAGGUUCAUGUGGAAGAGAUAACAAAAAGGAAGAAAGAAAAGUUUAGAGAGAUGUUGAAUGAAAUAAAUGAUUUAACUUUGGAUAGUUCAUGGAAAGAAAUAAGGAAACAAAUAAAAGAAGACGUAAGAUAUGUUCGAUUUUCAUCUAGUGACAGGAAAUGUGAAAAAGAAUUUAGAGAAUAUUUAAAGGAUAGAGUGGUGAUAGCAAAAAAUGAAUUCAAGAAUCUUCUAAUGGAAACCAAACUAAUUACACAUUUGUCUAAUGCAAAACUACAAGAAAAUAAUGAAGGAUACCUAAAAGAGGUCGAAGACAUACUGAGUAAAGAUAAACGUUAUUUAUUCUUGGAUAGCUUAGCUGAGGAACGUACUGAAUUAAUAAUUUCCUAUAUUGAAGAAUUGGAAAAACGAGGUCCACCCCCUCCACCCACCGCCACAGAACCAAAUCGACGAACACUUAAAUAAUUUUUUUUUAUUAUUAUUAAUCUAUUAUAGAAUAACAAUACUUUUUUUAAUAUCGUUAAAUAUUUUAACGAUAAGCAUAACACUUUUUUAAAAUUUUCAGACACUUCAUUUUAAUUAUGUUAUUUUUAUUCAAUUUCAUUGUGUUGUCAUUAUUAUUUUUUUAUAUGUAUAUAGAUUUAGGUACAAUUACCAGUAAGUAGCAGAAAUGUUGUAUUUGUAUAAUUUACUUAUCUUAUUGUACAGGUUAGGCUGUUCUUUAGGAUUUCACUUUUACAACCCGAUUCAAUAAAAAUAACUUUUAUUAAUUUGAA
Molecule: messenger RNA, 3991 nt
Organism: Adelges cooleyi (spruce gall adelgid)
Lineage: Eukaryota; Metazoa; Arthropoda; Insecta; Hemiptera; Adelgidae
Product: transcription elongation regulator 1
Exons: 17
Coding region: 336-3680 (1114 amino acids)
Cellular component (GO): nucleus
Molecular function (GO): RNA polymerase binding; transcription coregulator activity
Source: RefSeq, a predicted model, not a curated record